This is a messenger RNA of Naegleria lovaniensis, 3606 nucleotides long. RefSeq lists its product as uncharacterized. Gene Ontology annotation, molecular function: RNA binding; ATP hydrolysis activity. Gene Ontology annotation, cellular component: intracellular anatomical structure; catalytic step 2 spliceosome. The coding region runs from base 1 to 3606 and encodes 1201 amino acids. NCBI's taxonomy places the organism in Eukaryota, Heterolobosea, Eutetramitea, Acrasida, Naegleriidae. The record is from RefSeq and is a predicted model, not a curated record. Gene Ontology annotation, biological process: spliceosomal complex disassembly. The transcript has a single exon.
AUGGAAAGAUUACUUGAAUUGCAACUCGUUUCUAAAGUUUGCAAAGAACUAGAAACAAAUAUUGGAUCGGGAGAAAAGGCUCUUGCUGAAUUUGUAAUUUAUUUGGCAAGAGAAGAAUCCAAGAACGUUGAUGAUUUUUACAACAAAUUAAUUGACAAUGAUGCGGAAUUACCAAGAGAUUUUGUAGAAAGAUUGUAUGCAAUGAUACAUAGAAUGUCCAAUUCUAAAUUAGCUUCAUCAUCUGGUAAUUCUAGCAGUGCAGAUGGCAAAUUCACGAGUGCUGGUCAAUUCUCGGUGAGCUCACUCGUUAAAUCGGAAGAGAAAGUAUCUGGAGAUGGCUUAUCGGAUAACAAACAAAAAGAGGCUGUUACAGUCUCAUCGGACCAAAUUAACGAUCGAUUACAUUCAUUUGAUAAGAGCAUUAAAGAAGAAAUGGAAAAUAAUUUAAGAAGGAAAUUGGAAUUGACGAAAAAAUUCCCAAGUUUAUGUUUACCUGACAAAUCAACAGUAUAUAGCUCGGCGAAUGAAAAAACACCCAGUGACAAGAAGGAUACAUUUGACAGGAAAGAUACCAGUCAGCUCGACAGAUAUGACUCCAAAAGUCAAUUCAGCGACAAAUCUUUAGAUUCUCGCAGUAGUCGUUUUUCUAAUGACGACAGAAAUAGAAACGCUCCAGGGUCGUCGUCUUCAGCUGACGGCUCAUCAUCUAGACGCAAUGCUAAGAGAGAAUAUACAGAUACCAUAGAAGUCAAUCAGAUUUAUAAGGCUCGAGUUUCUGGUAUCAAAAAUUAUGGUUUCUUUGCUAGACUUGAGGAGACGAUUGAUGGUGUGAUUGUACGUGGAAAUAAGGAUGGUCUAUGCCACAUUAGUGAAAUCAGUAAUGAAAAAAAAGUAACCAAAGUUGACGACGUGGUCUCCCGAAAUGACAUUGUUUUCGUUAAGGUCAUUGUUGCUACCGAGUCCAGAGUAUCCCUCUCGAUGAAAGAAGUAGACCAACAAACAGGAAAGGACCUAUUUCCAAGGAGAGCCCUCGCAAAGAAUAUGGGAGUACCAAGUCGUGAAGAAGAAUCCAAGCUCUUAACUCAUCACUCUGGCAUUUCUCCAGCAUUCUUAGAUACCAGCAAAGACGCGAGAAGACCAGUGAAAAAGCAGAACCCCUACGAUAUGUGGGAAGAAAAACAACUGAGAGCUUCUGGAAUGGCAAGCGAAGGUGGUGUAAUUAAUGAAGAAACAGGAGAAAUCAAUUAUGACGAAGUGGAAGAGGAUGUUGAAAUUGAAUUGAGUGAGAAGGAACCCAAGUUUUUGAGUGGACAAACCAUGAAGGGAGGAAUGGCCUACUCACCCGUACGUCUCACUCAAGUCAGAGACGGUACUUUGGCCAGAAUUGCCGAAAAACAAUUGGAAUUUGCACAAGAACGUCGAGAAAUUAAGGAAGAGCAAAAAGCAAAACUGCAAGGAGACAUGGCAGAUCUUGAAGCAGACGAUCCCCUUUCAGAAUACUAUAGACGUAUCAAUGAAGCCACUGACUUUUCAGGAAUGAAAGGAUUUGCUGGUCAGGGAGCUCCAGAUUGGAGAAAAACAGCCAUCAGUGGUGUUGCUCAACGAACCUCUGCAUCAACCAUCAAGCAACAACGAGAGAGUUUACCAGUUUACUCGCUACGAAAUGAGCUCAUUACCUCUAUUAGAGACAAUCAAAUACUCAUUGUUAUUGGAGAAACAGGUUCAGGAAAAACAACACAAAUUACACAAUACAUUGCAGAGGCUGGAAUUAAUGGUAACAAGAUGAUUGCAUGUACUCAACCUCGUCGAGUGGCUGCAAUUUCCGUUGCAAGACGUGUUGCCGAAGAAUUUGGUUGUAAAUUGGGCCAAGAAGUGGGUUAUACCAUCCGUUUCGAAGAUUGUACCUCACCAGAUACUGUUCUCAAAUACAUGACCGAUGGUAUGUUAUUGAGAGAGGCGCUUCUGGAUCCUCUUUUAGAAAAGUACUCGGUCAUCAUGUUGGACGAAGCUCACGAACGUAACUUACAUACUGACGUUCUCUUUGCACUUCUCAAAAAACUCACUCAAAAACGAAAGGACCUCAAAUUAAUUGUGACCAGUGCCACUUUGGAUGCAGAAAAAUUCUCCACUUACUUUUACACUUGUCCCAUCUUUACCAUUCCUGGACGAACCUAUCCUGUUGAAAUUUUGUACACUAAGGAGCCUGAAGAAGAUUAUUUGGAUGCCACUCUCAUCACUGUCAUGCAAAUUCACUUGACCGAACCAGCAGGUGACAUUCUCGUAUUUUUGACAGGUCAAGAAGAAAUUGAUACAGCGUGUCAAAUUCUAUACGAACGAAUGAAAGCACUUGGUAGUGAUGUUCCAGAAUUGGUCAUUUUACCCAUCUAUGCUGCCCUUCCUUCCGAAAUGCAAACCAAAAUUUUCGAACCUGCUCCUGUGGGUGGCAGAAAAGUGGUCAUUGCUACCAACAUUGCUGAGACAUCCAUUACGAUUGAUGGUAUUUUCUAUGUGGUUGAUCCUGGAUUUGUGAAACAAAAUAUUUACAAUCCAAAGACAGGUAUGGAUCAAUUGACUGUUGUGCCAAUUUCACAAGCUGCUGCUCGUCAAAGAGCUGGUCGAGCUGGUCGUACAGGUCCUGGAAAGUGUUAUCGUCUCUAUACCGAAGAGGCCUAUAAGAGUGAAAUGUUACCAAACACAGUUCCUGAAAUUCAGAGAACCAACUUGGCCAAUACUGUUCUCACACUCAAGGCCAUGGGUAUCAAUGACUUGUUAAAUUUCGAUUUUAUGGAUCCACCUCCACCACAAUCACUCAUUGCUGCCAUGGAACAAUUGUUCAGUUUGGGAGCUCUCGAUGAUGAUGGUCUUUUGACCAAAAUGGGAAGAAAAAUGGCAGAAUUUCCACUCGAACCACAAAUGGCCAAAACUCUUAUUGCCUCAGUAGACCUUAAAUGUUCAGAUGAGGUAUUGACCAUUGUGUCCAUGCUUUCUGUACAGGGUAUCUUUUAUAGACCUCGAGAUAAGCAACAACAAGCUGAUCAGAAAAAGUCACGCUUCUUCCAGCCUGAAGGUGACCAUUUGACAUUACUUUCCGUGUAUCAAGCUUGGGAGCGAAGUAAUUACAGUAUACCAUGGUGUUUUGAAAACUUUAUUCAAGCAAGAUCUAUGAAACGAGCACAAGAUAUUCGAAAACAGCUGUUAACGAUUAUGGAUCGAUACAAAUUGAAUGUCAUUUCGUGUGGAAAGAAUUAUACCAAAGUUAGAAAGGCAAUUACUAGUGGCUUUUUUGCUCACGCUUCAAAGAAAGAUCCACAAGAGGGUUACAGAACUUUGGUAGAGAAUCAACCUGUGUAUAUACAUCCUGGAAGUGCUAUUUUCCACAGAAAUCCAGAAUGGGUAAUUUAUCACACGCUCUUAUUGACAUCUAAAGAGUAUAUGCGUGAUGUGAUUACGAUUGAACCCAAAUGGUUGAUUGAGUUGGCUCCUAAUUUUUAUAAGGUUCAUGAUCCAGCACAUUUAUCAAAAAGAAAACGUCAAGAAAAGAUUGAACCUCUUUUCAACAAGUACGGUGACGAUCCAUUACAGUUAUUAAAACGAACAAAGAGGUAA